AUGCGAACUCUCCAUUUAUUGAGUUAUCUUUUGGCAAUAGCAUGGGCUGAUCUAUUCACGGCAACUGCCGAUUUACAGCACAUGUUGGGUGCCGAGAAAAACAUCGUACCGGUGAUCAACGAUUACAUUGAGGCCGAACAGGAAAGAUUGGAACAAUUGAAAAAAUUCGCUGAAGAGUACAACACAAGGAAUGCAGAGGCACAAGAAGUGGGCACGGAAUUUGUGACGAAUCCGAUCAAUGCUUUUCUUCUCAUCAAAAGAUUGACAUCUGAAUGGAGACAGGUGGAGGAGAUGAUGCGGAACAAUCAUGCACAUCGAUUCAUCAAAAAUAUUACGGUGAGACGAGAGGAAAAUGAGGUAAAAUUCCCGGGUGAGGAAGAUCUGUCGGGAGCCGCGAUUGCUCUGCUUCGACUUCAAGAUGUUUACAAAUUGGACACACACGAUCUAGCGAAUGGAAUGAUUCGAGGAGAAAAAGUCGGACACAAACUGAAUACACAUGAUGUUUUCGAGGUUGGCCGAGCUGCCUACAAUGCAAAAGAUUACUAUCACUGUUUGAUGUGGAUGCAAGAAGCGCUGAAUAGGUUGGAAAACGAGAAUCCACAAACAAUUGAGGAGUCGGAGAUUUUGGAAUACCUCGCCUAUUCACUGUAUCAACAGGGAAAUGGAAACAUCAAAUGGUAUGAGGAUCGUCUUGAUGGAAAAGAAUUACAAGGAGAUUUACCACCAGUUGUCAAUAAGAGAGUUGAAUGGGAUGGAAUCCCGGAAAGAGACGCAUAUGAAUCGCUGUGUCGCGGAGAGGGAAAAAAGCCGACACCUGAAGAACAACGAAAACUUUAUUGCUAUUAUAAAAAUGAUCGUCCCUUCUUAAAGAUUGCUCCAAUCAAAGUUGAAAUCAUUCGACACAAUCCACUUGCCGUUUUGUUUAAACAAGUUGUCAGUGAUCGGGAGAUCGCUGUCAUUCAAGAUUUGGCAAGACCAAAAUUGAAACGAGCAACGGUGCAAAAUGCGGUGACAGGAGAGCUUGAACAUGCAUCGUAUCGAAUCUCAAAGAGUGCUUGGCUAAAAGAGAUGGAGAGUGAAGUGGUUGCAAGAGUGAAUCGACGAAUUGGUGAUAUGACAAAUCUGAAUCAAGAAACUUCUGAAGAUUUACAGAUAGCUAAUUAUGGCCUUGGCGGUCACUAUGAUCCACAUUACGAUUUUGCGAGGAAAGAGGAGACAAAUGCCUUCAAAACUCUCGGAACUGGCAAUCGAAUUGCUACAGUAUUAUUUUAUAUGUCUCAGCCGGAUCUCGGUGGAGCCACAGUUUUCAACAAACUUGGAAUUGCCUUUUUCCCAUCAGUUCACGACGCACUCUUCUGGUAUAAUUUGAAACGAAAUGGUGAUGGAGAUAUGCGUACCCGUCAUGCUGCUUGUCCUGUGUUGCUUGGAGUGAAAUGGGUGUCGAACAAAUGGAUCCACGAGCGCGGCCAAGAAUUCACUCGUCCCUGUGGAUUGGAUGAAGAUGUUUAUGAACGUUUCGUUGGAGAUCUUUCACCCACGCAUCGACCAAUC
Mesorhabditis belari is the source of this 1551-nucleotide messenger RNA. NCBI's taxonomy places the organism in Eukaryota, Metazoa, Nematoda, Chromadorea, Rhabditida, Rhabditidae. The record is from the annotation of a GenBank genome assembly.